UGACUACAAAGCCGUGAGGGCUACAAACAUACAAAACAAAUAAAAUAAAGUGUUUGAUACCAAGAAAUUAAAGGAAUAAAAUGCAGUCUCUUCAAAUAAUAACUGUAUCGGUUCCAGAAGAAUGUAAGAAGAAUGGAAUAAAAGAAGAGGAUAUCAAGAAACUUAGAGAAUGGGUUAAUUCACAACCACAUUUACCCAGUGAUUUAAUAACAGAUUUGGAUCUUCUACUUGCAUUUAAUGCUUGCAACCAAAGUUAUGGUGUAACGAAACAGGUCGUAGAUUUACACUACACAUUACGUACGAUGUUUCGUAGUUUCUUCUACAACAGAUCAGUAGAUGAUCCUCGUGUAUUAAAAUCUUUGGAUGUUACGUUGUCAACGCCUUUACAAGUUCGUUCGCAUGACGGCUCGACAGUAACUUACCAUUGUCUACUUGAUUACGAUACUAAAGUGUUUGUGCUUGCCGAUAUACUGAGAACUGCGAUUAUGUUGUUAGACCUCUAUCAGUACGAAUAUGGUGCCUGCCCCGGACUGAGUGUUAUUGUUAACUUUCAAGGUUCAACACUUGCCCAUUUGGGAAAAUUGGAAAUUCUUGUAGUACAACAAUUCCUUUAUUAUUUACAGGAAGCAAUGUUUAUAAAGAUAAAAGAGGUCCAUGUAUUAAACGCACCGUCAUUUUUCGACAAACUAAUGUUAUUUUUAAAACCAUUUCUGAAGAAGGAACUUUUAGAGGCGAUUAGAAUACACGAGAAGGGAUCCUCAACGAUUGAAUCGUACGUACCCAUAGCUGGGUUACCAAAGGACGCUGGAGGACAGUACAAAAGUUAUAAAGAAAUUAAAGGUUAG
This is a messenger RNA of Papilio xuthus (Asian swallowtail), 845 nucleotides long. RefSeq names its product alpha-tocopherol transfer protein-like. The transcript has 6 exons. The record is from RefSeq and is a predicted model, not a curated record. NCBI's taxonomy places the organism in Eukaryota, Metazoa, Arthropoda, Insecta, Lepidoptera, Papilionidae. Gene Ontology annotation, cellular component: membrane. Bases 81 to 845 code for a protein of 254 amino acids. Gene Ontology annotation, molecular function: phosphatidylinositol bisphosphate binding.